Molecule: messenger RNA, 3865 nt
Organism: Neltuma alba
Lineage: Eukaryota; Viridiplantae; Streptophyta; Magnoliopsida; Fabales; Fabaceae
Product: protein transport protein Sec24-like At3g07100
Exons: 14
Coding region: 385-3444 (1019 amino acids)
Biological process (GO): endoplasmic reticulum to Golgi vesicle-mediated transport; intracellular protein transport; COPII-coated vesicle cargo loading
Cellular component (GO): COPII vesicle coat; endoplasmic reticulum exit site
Molecular function (GO): SNARE binding; zinc ion binding
Source: RefSeq, a predicted model, not a curated record
UAUCUGACUACUUUAAUUUUCUCGAUUGAACACUCUCCUCCCUUUUUUCUCGAUCUUACCUCUGCAACCAAACUCAAUGAUAUUUUCUCAAAUCCAAUUCAUAUGCCAUGUUUCUGCUCUGAUUUUAGUUUUUGAGGAACCUGGAACCUGAACGGGUGCGAAUAUCGCCCCUCUCCCGACUUUUCCCCCCCUGAUCUAUGUUCAUUUGAUUGCACACAAUUCUCGUUAUUUUGAUUCACUUGUUUAAGAUGAAAUUUGAUGCAUUGACCAGAAGUCAUGCAGAGCAUCCGACACUAGUUGGCAAUGUUAAGUUUUGGUGAUGGAACGAAGGCUAUAAGUAAAAGCUAAGUGUAACAAGCAAGGCAAGUGAUUGUUCUGUAAUCCAUGGGGACUCAAAAUCCUGGACGUUCGAGUUUUCCUGCUAGGCCUGCCACAGCACCUUUUGCUCCUCCACAGACUAUGACGCCGUUUUCAUCAACUGGUCCUGUGGUUGGAUCUGAGCCUCCUUUUCCCCGGCCUACUCCUCCUGCUGCUCCCCAACCUUCAGUGCCAUUAUCAUCAUCCAGACCUACAGCCACACCAGGGGCAUCCAAUUUUAGACCUAUCCCUCCAGGCAGGUUUAAUGAUCCAUCUGUGCCUUCGCCUCCAGCGUACAAUGUCCCACCCGCUGGUGGACCUUUCCAGCGUUUUCCAACUCCACAGUUUACCUCAACAGCCCCAGCUCCUCCACCUGUUCCACCCAUAGGACAACCAUCAGUCCCGCCUUCUGUGAAUCAACCACCAACAUUUCCGGCAUCCCUUCAACCCCAGAUACCAAUUGUUCCAAUGGGUUCUCCCCCACAAAGUGCUACUCCUGCACCUUUGAUGUCUAACGUUCCUCCUUUGUCGGAUUCAUCACUUCCAGGGUCUAGGCCUAAUUUUCAGCCAUCUUUUCCUGGAUAUGUCCGCAAGCAGACUGGUACUGAAAUGCAAGGUCCACCCAUGGCGGUGCAUCCAUCUUUUCCCACUAAUCAAGGUAAUUAUGCGCCUGCUCCACCCAGCCUCUCUCAUCAAGGGAGCUAUGUUCCUCCGCCUCCAGUGGCUGCUCCAUUAGGCAUGCAGCAGAUGCAGCAGCCGGGAUAUGGACCCUCUGUUGGCGCCAUUCAGGGACUGGCAGAAGACUUCAGUUCACUCGCUAUUCGAACUCGUCCUGGAUCAAUGGAUCAAGUAGUGGAUGCUAAAGUACUGCCAAGGCCGCUGGAUGGUGAUGUGGAGCCAACAUCUCUGGCUGACGUUUUCCCCAUGAACUGCAGCCCCAGAUAUCUACGGCUGACAACCAGUGCAAUUCCCAGCUCCCAGUCCUUAGCUUCAAGAUGGCAUUUGCCUCUCGGAGCAGUUGUUUGUCCACUUGCAGAAGCUCCUGAUGGGGAAGAGGUGCCUAUAAUCAAUUUUGCCCCAACUAGCGUCAUACGCUGUAGGAGAUGUCGCACUUAUGUGAAUCCAUAUGUUACAUUCACAGAUGCUGGGAGAAAAUUUCGGUGCAAUGUUUGCACUUUGUUAAACGAUGUGCCUAGUGAAUAUUUUGCUCAAUUAGAUGCCACUGGUAGAAGAGUUGAUUUGGAUCAAAGACCUGAGCUUACAAAGGGUACUGUGGAAUUUGUUGCACCUGCUGAAUAUAUGGUGCGACCUCCUAUGCCCCCAGUGUAUUUCUUCCUCAUUGAUGUUUCCAUAUCUGCGGUUAGAAGUGGAAUGAUUGAGGUUGUGGCCCAAACAAUCAAGUCAUGUCUAGAUGAGUUGCCUGGCUCUCCACGAACCCAAAUAGGUUUUGCGACAUUUGACAGCACAAUUCAUUUUUAUAAUAUGAAGUCGUCCUUGACUCAGCCACAGAUGUUGGUAGUCUCAGAUUUGGACGACAUAUUUGUUCCACUUCCAGAUGAUCUCCUUGUUAAUUUAUCUGAAUCGAGAAGUGUGGUGGAGACCUUCCUUGACAGUUUGCCAUCCAUGUUCCAGAACAAUGUAAAUGUUGAAUCAGCCUUUGGUCCGGCUCUUAAGGCUGCGUUCAUGGUUAUGAGCCAACUUGGAGGGAAAUUGUUAAUUUUCCAAAAUACACUGCCAUCUCUUGGCAUUGGACGCUUAAAAUUGCGUGGGGAUGAUGCUCGUGCUUAUGGGACUGAUAAAGAACACAUGUUAAGGUUGCCAGAAGAUCCAUUUUACAAGCAAAUGGCUGCAGAAUUUUCUAAAUACCAGAUCUGUGCUAAUGUGUAUGCAUUUAGUGACAAGUAUACUGACAUUGCAUCCUUAGGAACUUUGGCAAAGUAUACCGCUGGUCAAGUAUAUUACUAUCCGGCUUUCCAAUCAACUAUUCAUGGGGAGAAAUUGAGGCAUGAGUUAAGGAGAGACCUGACCAGAGAAACUGCCUGGGAAGCUGUACUGCGCAUUAGGUGUGGAAAAGGUGUUCGCUUCACAACUUUUCAUGGGAACUUCAUGCUAAGAUCUACCGAUUUGCUAGCACUUCCAGCUGUAGAUUGUGAUAAAGCUUUUGCCAUGCAGUUAUCUCUUGAAGAGACAUUGUUGACAACUCAGACUAUGUAUUUCCAAGUUGCAUUGCUAUAUACUGCAUCUUGUGGGGAAAGACGAAUCAGAAUACACACUGCUGCAGCUCCAGUAGUUACAGAAUUGGGAGAGAUGUAUCGCCUGGCUGAUACUGGUGCCAUAGUUUCUCUACUUAGUAGGCUAGUAAUUGAGAAAACACUGUCUAGUAAGCUUGAAGAUGCAAGGAGUGCUGUACAGCUAAGAAUUGUCAAGGCCCUCAGAGAAUAUCGAAAUCUAUAUGCUGUGCAACAUCGCUUGGCUAACAGGAUGAUAUAUCCUGAGUCUCUGAAAUUUCUACCCUUGUAUGGCUUAGCACUUUGUAAAUCAACACCUCUCCGUGGAGGGCAUACUGAUGCUCCAUUGGAUGAACGGUGUGCGGUAGGAUACACAAUGAUGGCUCUACCGAUAAAGAGGCUGUUGAAACUUCUAUAUCCAAGCUUGACUCGACUUGAUGAAUAUCUAUUGAAGUCUGAUGAAUUAAAAAACAUUGAGAAAAGGUUACCAUUGACUGGUGAGAGCUUGGAUUCUAGAGGCCUGUAUGUGUAUGAUGAUGGCUUCCGGUUCAUUAUAUGGUUUGGUAAAGUGCUUUUACCUGAUAUAGCUAUGAAUUUGCUUGGGGCAGACUUCGCUGCAGAAUUGUCAAAGGUUUCUCUUAAGGAACAUGGUAAUGAGAUGUCAAGGAAGCUAAUCAGGAUACUUGAGAAACUGAGAAAUACAGAUAAUUCUUAUUAUCAGUUGUGCUAUCUUGUAAGGCAAGGUGAACAGCCCAGAGAAGGAUUCCUUAUCCUUGCAAAUCUUGUUGAGGACCAGAUGGGUGGUAACAGUGGGUAUGCUGAUUGGAUGCUUCAGCUAUCCCAGCAGGUGCAGCAAUAAUAAUUUGCAGAGCAGGGUCUUUUCGUCAGGGUGCUGUCUGUCUUAUCAGUGAAGUCGCAGCCAUUUUUUUCCUUCCGUAGGGACACGGUUGAAUCUGGCAUUGAGAUCACAUCGAUUUAGUGUGGAGAGAAGCGUCUCAGAGAACCUUUUUUUUUGUGUGACAAUCACUAUUUAUUCAGAUAUAUAGAAUUUAGACAUCUUUCUUGCGCAGUUUUGGCUUCUAUUCACAUUUGUUUUCUUCUUUUUUGGUUGUUAUGAUUAUACUUUUAGAUUUUUUUUCCCCUUACCAACAUGCACAUACUGUUAGAUGCAGUUUGUAAUUCCCGAGCUUUUGUAUAAUUUCAGUACGAUUGGCUUUACGUGGCCGAAGGUUUGGAAGGUCUAAUUAGUUAUGGAUCAAGUUGAUUGAUUAAAUACUGAU